ACACGGAAUGAACGAGAUUGGAUGGGGACAACGAGCCUUGGCAGCAAUGAAGUCAAAUUCAAAGUCGACACGGGAUCUCAAGCUAACAUCAUACCGUAUUCCGUCUACAGGAAUCUUCGGCCAAUGCCGCCUGCCAAACACCGCAACACCACUCUGCGGUCAUACGAUGGGACCAUCAUCGGACACAUAGGCGUCAUCAGCCAAGAAGUGGUCAUCGGUGACAGACGCCAGCACUUGACCUUCUACGUCUCCAAGAAAGGAAGACAGGCACUACUCGGGCUCAAGGCGAGUGAAAUGCUCGGGCUGGUUACCAGGACAGUCGACGCAGUGGCAGCAAACAGCUCCGAACAAGUAAUGCAAGAAUUCGGCGAAUUAUUCGAAGGUACCGGCUGCGUGCCACGACACUACACGAUGGUUCUCUCCGCGGAUGCUGUCCCAGUGGUUCAAGCCGCCUGCCGAGUCCCGUUAGCCCUGAAGGAACCACUUCGCAGCGAGCUGAAGCGGAUGGAGCAAGCGGGUGUUGUGGUCAAGGUGAACGAGCCAACUGAAUGGGAGCAACACGACCAGCGCUUGAGAUCAGUCCUCGCAGCUGCAAGGCAAGCUGGACUGAAGCUAAACGCCAAGAAGUGCAAGGUUGGUAUUCAAGAAAUCGAAUUUCUGGGGGAUAUUAUCUCCAAAGACUGUAUAAAACCCAAAUGACGGCUGAUCGAGUGUAUGAAACAGACACCCAUGCCGACAGAGAAACAGGGAGUGCAGCGUCUUUUGGGCGUAGGAAAUUAUUUUUCCAAGUACCUACCCUCCUUGUCGCAGAGGACGGCUUCCUUGCGCAGCCUAAUCAAGCAUGAUGCAGCAUUUGCAUGGACCCCAAACCACACGCAUAAAUGGCAGAGUAUCUGCGGCAGUCUUGGCGAACAGCCACUGCUUGCAACCUUUGACCCUCAGAAGGAAACAAAAGUGACGUCAGACACAUCAAUGUGUGGUUUGGGCUCAGCUCUCAUGCAGUAUCACGGAAGUGAAUGGCGUCCUGUGGCGUACGCAUCAGGGGUGCUGACUGACGCGGAACAGCGUUAUUCACAGAUUGAAAAGGAAACAUUAGCAGUGACGUUCGGAUGCCAAAAGUUUCACUACUUCAUCUAUGGUUGACAGAUAACCUUGGAAACCGAUCAUCGGCCGUUGAUAGCUAUAGCUCAAAAAGCAAUCGCCGAUAUGCCGCCUCGAUUACAAAGGUUUUUUCUGCGCCUGCUCAAGUAUGACUAUGUUCUUCGCUACGUCCCAGGAAAAGAACUUAUCUUGGCGGUCAUGCUGUCGUGAGCCACAGCCGUGAAGCCGGACCAGGACGAUGCGGACCCUGACGCCGACGUGGAAAUACAUGCCGUGAGCACGGUUACGGCUCUGGUUAGCGAUGUCACACUGAAGCGGCUACACGAGGAAGCUGAAAAGGAUCCCUAUUUACGUUCCGUAAUGCCAUUCGCGCUGGCGAUAUUGUUGAAGGAGAGCUGAAACCUUUCACAGUUGAACUGUCAGUCGUGAAAGGCAUCUUACUGAAAGGUACCAAAGUGAUAGUGCCUGUGUCCAUGAGGAGCCAGAUGAUGGAACGAAUCAACGGAGGCCACAUGGACCUCAAUAAGUGUAAGGCAAGGGCAAGAAGAUUCAUUUUUUGGCCGAACAAUAAUGCAGAGAUCACAGACAUGGUCCAUAGGUGUGCUGUGUGCCAUCGCUAUGCCUAUAGUCAGCCUGACGAACCGCUGAUCAUGAGGCCAGCACCAAAAUACCCAUGGUAUAGGGCCGGCAUCGACCUGUUCGAAUACGGAGGAAAGUCGUAUCUGUCCGUGUAUGGCGCUCUUUAUAAUUUUCCAGAAGUGGAGGAGCUGCGUGACACAUCGGCGAAAACCGUCAUCUACAAUCUGGGCGCCAUAUUUUCGAGGUAUGGUAUUCCAUAUGAGGUGUGUACAGACAACGGACCCCAAUUCAGCAGCCGCGACUUCAGCCGGUUUGCAAGCAAGUAUGACUUCAGACAUGUCACCUCAAGCCCGGAGUUCCCAAGGUCCAACGGACUACCAGAGAAGGGCGUGCAGGUAGCUAAAAGGCUUUUGCAGAAAACAAAAGACGCACGAGAAGAUUUCUGGCUGGGCCUCCUGAGCUACAGGUCAACACCCUUAGAAGAUGGACGAUCGCCCGGAGAACUACUCCAAGGAAGGCGAUUAAGGUCGACACUUCCAGAUUU
Molecule: messenger RNA, 2224 nt
Organism: Rhipicephalus sanguineus (brown dog tick)
Lineage: Eukaryota; Metazoa; Arthropoda; Arachnida; Ixodida; Ixodidae
Exons: 2
Coding region: 22-699 (225 amino acids)
Source: RefSeq, a predicted model, not a curated record